CACGUUGUACCUUUCUCUACCCCAAGACUCAAAAGCCGCAGCAUAUAAAGCAAGAUACAAAAUUUGGAUGGAAGAAAAAGAAGGGCACGCCACAACAAAGUAGAAUGUAACACCAAAGACAACACCACCACCACACAAAACGCAGUAGAUAAACUAAAGGAGGAAAAGUUACUGGAAACACACAAAUCUCUUUUUUGCUUUCCGAAAAGAAAAGGAAAAAGAAAAAGAAAGAGAAGCAAGAAACCCCACACAUUUGUUGCAGGCUCCUUUUUCAGUACACAACACACGCAUACGCAGAACACACUUUUCCUUUUCCUUUUCUCUUUUUCUUUUUCUUUUUCUCUCGCUAAUGUUAAUUGUUCUGCAUAUAUUCUCUAUUCCCCACAUUCAAAAAAGCAGAGACACGGGCCAGGGGAGAUAUAAACAAAAGCGAUUCUAAAAGUAAUCAAUUAAAGUGAACAAUGGUUUGAAUACAGAUACCAAACCAAACUCACUCUGUGAAAAUGUGUAGAGAGAAAGAGAAACAUAUUUCUAAGAACCACCUCAUGAUUUUUAUGAAUCAAAUGUGAGUCGCACACACAAAACUUCCAACAUGAUCGUGUCUCACUUCUGUUUAUCUCGUCUCCUUCUUCUUGCAUUUUUCUUCUCUUUGCCCGUAUUUUCGUUUGUGUUCGGAAAUCCUGAAGCUCUUAUUGCUUUAAAACAAGGGUUGAAUGAUCCUCAUGGAGCUUUGAGCAACUGGGAUGAAGACUCUGCAGAUCCUUGUAGCUGGUCUAUGAUCACUUGCAAUUCUGACAGUCUUGUUACUUCCCUGGGAGCUCCUAGUCAGGGUUUAUCAGGUUCUUUGUCUUGGAUGAUUGCUAACCUUACCAACCUCAAACAAGUAUUGCUACAAAAUAAUAAUAUUUCUGGGCACAUCCCCAAAGAAUUGGGUUAUCUUCCAAACCUUCAGACAUUAGAUAUCUCUAACAACAAGUUGUCUGGCCAUGUCCCUGAGUCCUUGGGGUUCUUGAAGCGCCUUCAGUAUCUGAGGUUAAACAAUAAUAGCUUGAGUGGAGUUGUUCCUCUGUCUUUAGCCACUCUACCUCAACUUACUUUCUUGGAUUUGUCCUACAACAAUCUCAAUGGACCUGUUCCCACUUUUCCCACCAAAACAUUUAAGUAUGUCUAUCUCAAUAUUGUCAUCUUAGCUUUGCAGGAAAUUUGUUUUGCUUUGUUCAAAGAAGACAAUCAUGUCAUUAUGGGGAACCCUCUUAUUUGUGGACAACACUCUAAUGAAAGAUGUUCUGGAAUAAACACAGCUAGUCCUCUGGCUUUCUCCUUAAAUCCAUCUUCUCACAGAACAAACUCCAAGAAACUAGCCGUUGCACUCGGAGUCUGCCUCAGUUUCAUCAUCAUUUUAGUCAUACUCUUAGGAUACCUCUUUUGGCGAAAAACCAGAAAAAUCAAGCAAUCCAUUCUUAACAGCACUGAUGUCGAAGAAGAGGACCUCGGCCUUGGCAGACUCGGAAACCUUAAAACCUUCACUUUCAAGGAACUCCAACAAGCCACGGACAACUUCAGCCCGAAAAACAUACUCGGGUCAGGAGGAUUUGGCAAUGUUUAUCGAGGAAAAUUGCCAGAUGGCACUUUUGUAGCCGUAAAAAGGCUAAAGGACUUGACAGGUACCACAGGAGAGUCUCAGUUCAGAACCGAACUAGAGAUGAUCAGUUUAGCUGUACAUAGGAAUUUGCUUCGUGUAAUCGGCUUUUGUGCAACUCCUAAUGAGAGGCUUCUUGUCUAUCCUUACAUGGCUAAUGGGAGUGUGGCCUCAAGACUCAAAGGAAAACCGAGUCUUGAUUGGCAAACAAGGAAGCGAAUAGCGAUUGGUGCUGCAAGGGGACUUCUGUAUCUGCACGAACAAUGUGACCCGAAAAUAAUCCAUAGAGAUGUUAAGGCGGCCAAUGUUUUGCUUGAUGAGUUUUUAGAGGCUAUUGUUGGUGAUUUUGGGCUCGCGAAGCUAUUGGACCACGCGGAUUCCCAUGUGACCACCGCCGUCCGUGGUACUGUGGGCCACAUUGCGCCGGAAUAUCUCUCCACCGGACAGUCGUCCGAAAAGACUGACGUUUUUGGAUUUGGGAUUCUGUUAUUGGAACUUAUAACUGGAAUGAGGGCGCUCGAGUUGGGGAAGGCGGUCAACCAGAAAGGAGCUGUGUUCGAAUGGGUAAAGAAGAUACAACAAGAGAAGAAAAUCGAAGUAAUUGUGGAUCGAGAGUUGGGAAUGAAUUACGACGAGAUUGAUGUUAGUGAGAUGCUGCAAGUAGCUAUACUCUGCACCCAAUACCUCCCGGCCCAUCGGCCCAAAAUGUGUGAGGUUGUGAGAAUGUUGGAGGGAGAUGGGCUUGCCGAGAAAUGGGCCGCAUCCCAUAAUUACAUUAAUGCCCCGGCAAAAUUCUCGUGUAAUAGUGAUAGAUCGCGCUCGAGUGAGGGCGAUGGGUCAACCAUGUUUGGCUUUGGCAUGACCAUGGAUGAUGAUUAUGAUGCACAUUGCAUGGAGCUUUCGGGUCCAAGAUGAUAUCAUAAUCUCUCUAUGAAGGAAAAAUAGGUCAAGAAGUUGAAGCUAAAAACUCACUUCUUUUUUAGUUAUUAAAGGGAAAUUAUUUGAAUUUGGUUUGUGUUUCAGAUACAUGUGAGUGAAAAUAGGGUGUCUUGGAUGUCGUCUUCUAGUCUUGUAUACAUAUCUUUCAUUUUAUUUUAUUAGUAAAGUGUAUGUGCAAUGCACUUGGUGUGGCGAAUGUUUCUGGUCGAGUAAGUUUAGUAAGAUAAAUGAAUUAAUUUAUUA
This is a messenger RNA of Striga asiatica, 2821 nucleotides long. The record is from the annotation of a GenBank genome assembly. Lineage: Eukaryota; Viridiplantae; Streptophyta; Magnoliopsida; Lamiales; Orobanchaceae.